AUGCCUGAAGAGCGCGGUGGAGAGAACAGUGGAGAGAACGGUGGAGAGGAUGGUGGAGAGAACAGUGGAGAGCACAGUGGAGAGAAUGGUGGAGAGAACUGUGGAGAGGAUGGUGGAGAGAACAGUGGAGAGCACGGUGUAGAGCACAGUGGAGAGAACGGUGGAGAGCACGUGGAGAGCACGGUGGAGAGAAUGGUGGAGAGCACGGUGGAGAGAAUGGUGGAGAGAAUGGUGGAGAGCACGGUGAAGAGCACGGUGGAGAGAAUGGUGGAGAGCACGGUGGAGAGCACGGUGAAGAGCACGGUGGAGAGAAGGGUGGAGAGCACGGUGAAGAGCACGGUGGAGAGAAUGGUGGAGAGAAUGGUGGAGAGCACGGUGAAGAGCACGGCGGAGAGAAUGGUGGAGAGCACGGUGAAGAGCACGGCGGAGAGAAUGGUGGAGAGCACGGUGAAGAGCACGGUGGAGAGAAUGGUGGAGAGCGCGGUGGGGAGAACAGUGGAGAGCACGGUGGAGAGAAUGGUGGAGAGCAUGGUGGAGAGCACGGUGAAGAGCACGGUGGAGAGCACGGUGAAGAGCACGGUGGAGAGAAUGGUGGAGAGCAUGGUGGAGAGAAUAGUGGAGAGCACGGUGGAGAGAAUGGUGGAGAGCACGGUGGAGAGCACAGUGGAGAGAACGGUGGAGAGCGCGGUGGAGAGAACUGUGGAGAGAACGGUGGAGAGCACGGUGGAGAAAAUGGUGGAGAGCAUGGUGGAGAGAAUGGUGGAGAGCAUGGUGGAGAGCACGGUGAAGAGCACGGUGGAGAGAAUGGUGGAGAGCAUGGUGGAGAGCAUGGUGGAGAGCACUGUGGAGAGCACGGUGGAGAGAAUGGUGGAGAGCAUGGUGGAGAGCACGGUGGAGAGAAUGGUGGAGCACGGUGGAGAGCACAGUGGAGAGCACAGUAGAGAGAAUGGUGGAGAGGACGGUGGAGAGGGUGGUGGAGAGCACAGUAGAGAGAACGGUGGAGAGGACGGUGGAGAGCACAGUGGAGAGGAUGGUGGAGAGCACGGUAAAGAGCACGGUAGAGAUCACGGUGGAGAGAACAGUGGAUAG
This is a messenger RNA of Oncorhynchus mykiss (rainbow trout), 1089 nucleotides long. Lineage: Eukaryota; Metazoa; Chordata; Actinopteri; Salmoniformes; Salmonidae. The record is from RefSeq and is a predicted model, not a curated record.